GAUUGGGCCAUCUUGUUCCACUUCCUUCUGCCUUUGAGUGUCACGCGACCGCCUCCCCCUCCCGCCCUUCUGGGUCUACCUCUGGGCUGGGCUGCUUGGGGAUGAGAUACUCGGCUGUCAGUGGUGGCAGGGGCGAAGGCUACAACUGCAAUCACAUCCGCGAUUGAGAUCAUGGCCGAGAAUCAACCUCAGAAUAAAGCUAAACUCAUCUCUGAGACUCGGCGGAAAUUCGAAUCUGAUUAUGUGACAGAUAAAUCAGAUAAAUAUGAUCCGCGUGAUAUUGAAAGGCUCCAGCAAGAUGAUAACUGGGUUGAAAGCUACUUAAAUUGGAGACAUAAUGUUGUAGAUGAAACAGUAAAGAUGCUGGAUGAGAGUUUUCAAUGGAGGAAAGAAUUCUCUGUCAAUGACCUUAGUGAAUCCUCCAUUCCUAGAUGGCUAUUAGAAAUGGGUGGUAUUUAUCUUCAUGGUUAUGACAAAGAAGGUAACAAAUUGUUCUGGAUCAGAGUGAAGUAUCAUGUAAAAGACCAGAAAACAAUAAUGGAUAAAAAGAAGCUCAUAGCAUUUUGGUUGGAACGUUAUGCUAAGCGAGAAAAUGGAAAACCUGUAACAGUGAUGUUUGAUCUCUCGGAGACUGGACUAAAUAGCAUUGACAUGGACUUUGUACGAUUUAUCAUCAACUGCUUUAAGGUUUAUUACCCUAAAUACCUCUCAAAAAUUGUGAUCUUUGAUAUGCCUUGGAUAAUGAAUGCUGCUUUCAAGAUCGUGAAAAGCUGGCUUGGCCCAGAAGCAGUGAGCUUGUUGAAGUUCACAGGUAAACAUGACAUCCAGGACUAUGUCAGCGUAGAGUACCUGCCUCCCCACAUGGGUGGGACUGACCCUUUCAAGUAUAGCUACCCACCUCUAGUGGAUGAUGACUUCCAGACACCUUUGUGUGAGAAUGGACCCAUUACCAGUGAGGAUGAAACUUCAAGUAAAGAAGAUAUAGAAAGUGAUGGUAAAGAAACCUUAGAAACAAUUUCUAAUGAAGAGCAAAUACCUCCUCUUAAAAAGGUUAGCUCAACUGAAUCCACUUCAAAAACAGAUGAAACAGAAAAAGCUGAUUCUAAGAAUAAAUCUUUCAAGAAACCACUGAGUGUAUUUAAGGGACCCUUAUUACAUAUCAGUCCAGCAGAAGAACUGUAUUUCGGAAGUACAGAUUCUGGAGAGAAGAAAACCUUAAUAGUGCUAACAAAUGUAACUAAAAAUACAGUGGCAUUUAAGGUGAGAACAACUGCUCCUGAAAAAUACAGAGUCAAGCCAAGCAACAGCAGCUGUGAUCCUGGUGCAUCCGUCGAUAUAGUUCUGUCUCCACAUGGGGGCUUAACCGUUUCUGCCCAAGACCGAUUUCUGAUCAUGGCUGCGGAAAUGGAGCAGCCCUCUGGCACUGGGCCAGCAGAAUUGACUCAAUUCUGGAAAGAGGUUCCCAGAAACAAAGUGGUAGAGCAUAGGUUAAGAUGUCAUAUUGUUGAGAGCAAUAAACCAAACACUCUUACAUUAAAAGACAAUGCUUUUAAUAUGUCAGAUAAAACCAGUGAAGAUCUGCAUCUGCAGCUCAAUCGUGUACUAGAAAGCAAUAGAAAACUUGAAGAUCAAGUUCAGCGUUGUAUUUGGUUCCAGCAGCUGCUACUCGCCUUGACUCUGCUCUUGCUUGCUUUUGCUGUUUCUUUCUUUUAUUCAUUGAACAGCUAAGGAUGUGAUGCCUGGUCAGAAACUUGGCUUCUUCAUUCAUUAUUUGGAAAAAGUAACAGAUUCCAAAUUUCCCAUCCAAGCUACUAAUAAUAUUGUACAUCUGCUCUUUCUAAAAGAAAAAGUGCAGCACGUAGAUGGGAAUAACACAUACUUCUCUUGAAAAUAAAUUGUUUGAAUAAAGAAAUGUUGGAGAGAAUGACAAUUUCUAGACAGGAGAGUAAGUAAAACUGUAUGAAUUGUGUAAAUUACUAGUUUAGUUUUAAUUUAUUUCCCCUAUGAUUUGAAGACUUUAAAAGCUUAAGUUUAAUCAUGUAAGUUCUUUAGCUGAACUGAAAUGUACAAGUAACAUGCUUUGUUGCAGCCAAAAAAAAUAGGUCAUCUGCUUUUUUUAUGACAGAAUUAACAUAGCUGAGCCGACUUACUAGCUUUUCUAUAUGAUGUAUAUAAAGGAACAUGUAUAUUAGAAAGAAAAGAAAACUACUUAGAGUAAUUUAUGUAAUCAUGACUUUGUAUUUUGAGAAUUCCUUCCAGAUGAUACUCAAUAUUCUUUUGGAAUGUAAACCUAUUUAAUGCCAAACCACUUUAGCCUUUGUUUCUCAGUGUUCCUGAAUAGCCUGCCUCUUAAUUAAUCCUGGGCUUUUUAACGAACACUCUUUUAACUUCAGUAGAAUGUAGGAAGCAAAGCAUGGUUGGAUUUUUUUAAUUAUGUUAGAAAAUGGCCUCAGUGAAAGUUUCUCCAAACCAUUUUCCUUUCCCACUAAGUCUAUGCAGUUUUGCGUUGUCCUCUAUGGCUGGACACUGUUCCUUCUAUGUAACUUACUAUAAAGGCCUAAUUCUCCAUUCUUCCAUCUUCACCUUCAUCCAGAGAAGGAGAGUCUCUUUGUGGCUCAGAGAUUGCACCGUCUUCACCCUCAUUUCUAAAUGCAAGGCAUUAAACAACAUUUUUGAAAAGCCAUUUUUUGUGCCAGUACUGAGGCUUGAACUCAGGGUCUGGGCGCUGUCCCUUAGCUUUUUUGCUCAAGGCUGUCGCUCUACCACUUGA
Perognathus longimembris pacificus (Pacific pocket mouse) is the source of this 2770-nucleotide messenger RNA. RefSeq names its product motile sperm domain containing 2 (gene Mospd2). Bases 172 to 1728 code for a protein of 518 amino acids. The transcript has 15 exons. The record is from RefSeq and is a predicted model, not a curated record. Lineage: Eukaryota; Metazoa; Chordata; Mammalia; Rodentia; Heteromyidae.